AUGGGCGACGGCAAGCUCCUCAACAGCUUCUUGGCCUUGUCGCUCUUCUUCGCGCUCUGCCCACCUUCCACCGUCUCCCGGGACGCGGUGAGAGAUCGGUACGAGGGUUGGAUCGCUCGACAUGGCCUCACCUACAAGGACAAGAAGGAGAAGGAGCAGCGCUUCAAGAUCUACCAAUCCAACUUCCUAAAGAUCAGCAAGUUCAACGCCGAGGACCAUGGCUACAAGCUCACUGACAACAGGUUCGCGGACAUGACGAACGAGGAAUUCAGAGCCAAGCAUAUGUGCUUGACCGACGACCCACAGACUACUACUCCUCCUCCUGUAAAGAACUCCGGCUACCUGUCGUCUCAGGUGGAAACGGUGGACAUAUCGUCGAACAGUUCUCAUAGCAUGAAAAGUCACGUCCCCGAGCACCUGGAUUGGAGGAAAAAGGGAGCCGUCACCGGUGUUAGGAACCAAGGUCAAUGCGGGUCUUGUUGGGCCUUCUCCGCGGUGGCAGCGAUCGAGGGAAUCACCUACAUCAAGACCGGCAAACUGAUUCCGCUGUCGGAGCAAGAGCUGGUGGACUGUGACAUCAACGGGAAAAACCAUGGUUGCAGUGGAGGGUUCAUGCAAAAUGCCUUCGAGUUCGUCCGAAGCAACCAUGGGUUGACUUCCGAGUCCAAGUACCCUUACAAAGGCUUCCAGGAAGAGUGCAGAGGCAACCAACUCCACGACCAUGUCUCCACCAUUUCCGGCUACAAAGCCGUGACCGCCAGGAGCGAGCACAGCCUGUUGGAGGCCGUGGCGAAGCAGCCGGUGUCGGUGGCAAUAGACGCCGGCGGAUUCGGCUUCCAGUUCUACUCGCAUGGCAUCUUCGACGGCCCCUGUGGGUCGAGUCUCAACCAUGGCGUGUUGGCGGUCGGAUAUGGAACCACGGAUAAGGACAUGUUCUGGAUCGUGAAGAAUUCAUGGGGUGCAGGUUGGGGAGAAGACGGCUACAUCAGGAUGAGCCGUGAUGUCUUGGACUCCGAAGGCUUAUGUGGGAUCGCCACGAGAGCCUCUUAUCCCACAAAGUAGUAUGCCCUCUUCCCAUGGCAAUAAAAUCUGGAAGAAGACCCACCAUCG
Molecule: messenger RNA, 1110 nt
Organism: Musa acuminata AAA Group (dessert banana)
Lineage: Eukaryota; Viridiplantae; Streptophyta; Magnoliopsida; Zingiberales; Musaceae
Product: ervatamin-B-like
Exons: 3
Coding region: 1-1062 (353 amino acids)
Cellular component (GO): lysosome
Molecular function (GO): cysteine-type endopeptidase activity
Source: RefSeq, a predicted model, not a curated record